AUGGCUUCGACCGCCGCCCCCGACCAUGUCGACGGCGCUGAGCCCGGCUCUCUCGCGGACCAGCUCCGCCAGAACCACACCGUGACCGUCGAAGACGCCGAAGAUCCCGAUCUCCCGCAGCAUUCGCCCCAGCCCGCGGCUGCCAAGGCCGCCAGCAAGCAGAAUGCCUCCCCGGCCCCUUCGGCUAGCAUCGACACCCACUCCCACGAGCUGUUCCCCGAACUUGGCGGGCCCAAGAAGGCCAAUACUGCCGUCCCCCCUGUCUGGAGCGCCAAGACGGCCUCCAAUGGUUCCAAGGCCGACGGCGGCACCCCCGUCGAUGCCGACUCCGGCGCCUCCACCCCGAACGGCUCCCGCGGCGGUCCCCCGGCCCUCUCAAUCCCCGGCCGCAACGUCACCCAUGUGUUCCUAGAACCGCAGCAGAUCAUGCCCCGUGCCCAGCUCAAGCGGCCUAUCCCGGACAUCCUGAAAGAUCUCAACCGCAAGUCCCGUGCCAACGUCACCAUGAGCUCCGCCCCGAACGGCCGUCUUCGCUUCGAGGCUACCGGACCCCAGGACGUCGCCCACCAGGCCCUCAAAGACCUCGUUCAGCAGAUCGGCGCCAAGCAAACCGUCAAGGUAUCAAUCCCCCACUCCUCUAGGUCCCACAUCAUCGGAAAGCAGGGCUCGACCAUCAAGGCGCUCCAGGAGAAGACGGGUGCUCGGAUCCAGCUUCCCAAGGACGCCGGCGCGGGCCCUGUGGAUGAUGACGACGACGCCAUGGUCGAUGUCCUCAUCGAAGGAAAUGCCCUGUCCGCCCGUGCUGCCCAGGAUGCCGUCCUGGCUAUCGCGAAGGAGCGGUCUGCCAACGUUAGCACAAAGCUGCGCAGCAUCCCGGCCGAGUUCUAUCCCUUUAUCGGCCAGGGCUUGGCUUUUGGCGACGAUGUCAACGUGCGGAUACCACCCCACCAGCCAUGGUCGUCACAACCCCCGUCGGCUCCCCCGGCCGGACAGCGGCCCGCCUUCAACCCCGCGCCGUUGGAGAGCUUCAUCCAUCUGGCUGGAGAGCGUGCUGCCGUGCAGGCCGCGCGCGCCGACAUCGAGCGCAAGGUAGAGGAGCUCCGCCAACAGCUGAUGCUGGAGCAGCUGUCCAUCCAGCGGGGCAGGCAUCAGUUCAUCAUCGGCGACCGCGGCGUCCCCAUAGAAGAUUUCUUCGACGAGACGGGCUGUGCCAUCAUCCUGCCGACCGAUGAGGAUGACGACAUGGUGACCAUCGUCGGACCCGCCAGCAAGCUGCAGGCGGGCGCGGAGAAGGCGAUGGAUCUGGCGCUUAACAUGCAAUGCUCGAACCUCGACAUCUCGAGAUUCCACCGCCAGGCGCCGGGCGGCGCCGCCGCACACGCGCGCAACGUGACCCGCUACCUUCGCCAGCGUGAUGAGAUCAAACGCCUCGAGAGGAUGUACAACACCCACAUCAACACCCCCUUCACUCGCGAGGGCGCUCUGCCCUGGGAGCUCUACGCCCGCGAUGGCAAGAACGCCAUCCGUGCACAGUCCGAGAUCAAGGGCCUCGUGGACAGCCACCCCCCUUCGCGCAUGGCCACCGUUCCUAUUGACCCGUUCUUCCACACCUACUUGAGGGACGAGGUCAAGAACAGGGUCAAGGAGACGUAUGGCGUCCAACUGGUCGUUCCUGAGACCUCUGACGUCGGCGCGCCCGUGCUGCUUGUUUUCGAGGAGGUUGCCCCCGUCGACGCCGAGUAUCAGGUCCCGCGCGCUGCCCCGUCCGCAGCCGACGUCAAGGCGUUCCAGGAGGGUCUUAGUGCCGCCAAGAAGCACCUCAUCGACAUCAUUGGCCACCAAGAGCAGAUCACGUCGAUUCCCAUCGACGUGCCUCACAAGUUCCACGACAAGCUCAAGAGGUUCAUCAAGAAGGAGCAGGAGAACCGGGCCCCCGACCAGAUUCGCGUCCGGGUUUCUGCCCUGGGAACCACGGUCACCCUCCGUGGUCCCAAAUCCUCAGUCGAGAGACUCGCUACCAAGGUCGUCGCCUUCAUUCAGCAAGAGACCGAGGACGAGAAGGAGCGCGGCUUCACGCUUGAGUUCGACUUCCCGCAAAAGUUUGCCAAUCAUCUGAUCGGAAAGGGUGGUAGCAACAUCCGCGAGCUGCGGGAGAAGUUUGACGUCGAGAUCCAGGUCCAGGAUGGCAAGGUUGAGCUCAAGGGACCAAAGGCCAAGGCCGAGGCCGCAAGGUCUCACAUCCAGAGCUGGGCUCGCCAGCUGGCCGACGAGAUGACGCACGUGCUGAAGAUCGACCCCAAGUUCCAUAGGGAGCUUAUCGGAACCCAGGGUUCCCAGAUCAACCGCCUUCAGACCAGGUACAAGGUCCUGAUCUUCUUCCCUCGCUCGGCCAAGCCGGCCAAGGAUGAUGACGACUCGGCGGCCGACGCGGCUAGUGAUGCGGGAGCCAAGCAGCGAAGGCAGCAAGCACCCGACGAGGUGCUGAUCAGGGGGCCCAAGAAGGGUGCAGACGAGGCCCGCGACGAGAUCCUGUCCCUGGUCCAGUACUCAAGGGAUCACUCGUACACGGCCACCGUGCCUGUCCAGCAGAAGCAGCUUCCUCAUUUCAUCGGCUCAGGCGGCUCCGUCAUGGACGCUCUCCGCACCGAGACGGGCGCCAAGAUCGACAUCCCCAAUGGCAGGGAAUCUCCCGACACCAUUGUCGAGAUUCUGAUCAAGGGCACCAAGUCUCAGGUCGCGGCGGCUAAGAAGAUCUUGGAGGAAAAGAAGUCGGUGUUCGACGACACGGUCGUCCGGGAGAUCGAGGUGGAGCGCAAGUAUCACAAGGCACUCAUCGGUGCCGGAGGCGCCACCCUCAAGGACAUUGUCGUGUCUGCCGGCGGCUCCGACGACCGCCGCGAGCUGGCCCGUACUGUGCGCUUCCCCAAGCAGGACUCUGACGGCAACACCAUCAAGAUCGAGGGACGCACAGAUAUUGUGGAGAAGAUCGUUGCCAAGAUACAAGAGAUUGUGUCUCAGCGCGAGAGCCAGGUUUCCGAGGUGAUCGACGUGCCCAUCGAGAAGCACAGGACACUGAUCGGCCGCGGCGGUGACGUGAAGCGGCAGCUGGAGGCCAAGUUGAAGGUGUCGAUUGACAUCCCCAAGCAGGGUGAUGGCAAGACGGGCGUCAAGAUAUCUGGCCUGCCCGCCGACGUGGAAUCCGCCAAGGAGCACAUCCAGUCGCUGGUCAAGGAGCAGCAGGGCGAGACGGUCGAGGUGCCGCGCAGCCUGCACCAUGCCGUCUCCAACGGCGGGCAGAUCUUCCGCAAGCUCCGUAACGACCACCAGGUCACGGUCGACCACGCCGGCCAUGCCGUGCCGCCCAAGCCGUCUCAGUCGGCCGGCGCGCGUAGCAACGGCGGCGCGCUGCCGCUCAUCACGGAUGAGCCGGCGGCUGAUGCGCACUCGUGGAAUGUGGUCGAGAGCGCCGGCGCCGGCUCUGACGAGGACCAGGGCAUGAUCCCCUGGGUCCUGCGCGGCCCGCCCGCCGGCAUCGAGAAGGCCAAGAAGCUGAUCGACACGGCGCUGGAGCAGGCCCAGAAGGGCAGCGCCACGGGCUACCUCAACCUGGCGGACCCGCGUACCUGCCGCUUCGUCAUCGGCCAGGGCGGCAGCAAGGUCAACCAGAUCCGCAAGCAGACGGGAUGCCAGAUCACGGUGCCGCGCCAGGGCAGCGACGACGCCAUCGAGAUCGUCGGUACCAAAGACGGCGUCGAGAAGGCCAAGGACCUCAUCCUGGCUGCUGUCGAGGAGGGCUCCCGCGGAGCAAGCAGGGAUUAG
Molecule: messenger RNA, 3819 nt
Organism: Gaeumannomyces tritici R3-111a-1
Lineage: Eukaryota; Fungi; Ascomycota; Sordariomycetes; Magnaporthales; Magnaporthaceae
Exons: 4
Coding region: 1-3819 (1272 amino acids)
Biological process (GO): nuclear division
Cellular component (GO): cytoplasm; nucleus
Molecular function (GO): mRNA binding
Source: RefSeq, a predicted model, not a curated record